Dunckerocampus dactyliophorus (ringed pipefish) is the source of this 1832-nucleotide messenger RNA. Its product is annotated as glucoside xylosyltransferase 2-like. Lineage: Eukaryota; Metazoa; Chordata; Actinopteri; Syngnathiformes; Syngnathidae. The record is from RefSeq and is a predicted model, not a curated record. Gene Ontology annotation, molecular function: UDP-xylosyltransferase activity. The transcript has 7 exons. Bases 41 to 1228 code for a protein of 395 amino acids. Gene Ontology annotation, biological process: protein O-linked glycosylation via N-acetylgalactosamine.
AGAAGAUUGACGUCCAGAAUAAGGCAAAGUCGCUCUCACCAUGCAGUUCCACAUGAAAGUAGUGGUCACCAUAGUUUUAGGAUAUUUCUUAGCUGUGUGCUUGUGGGGAGGCAAAAUUGCAAUCGAUAGCAUUUUUGAUAAGCUCCUGGUGCGUGUGGACGAGACGAAUGCAAAGAGUCAUUUGCAGAUCCAUACAGGAGGAGCAGAGGAAGUCAUGCAUGUGGCAGUGGUGGCAUGUGGCGAUCGUUUGGAGGAGGCUUUAACUGUCAUCAAAUCGGCUGUCCUGUUCAGCCUCAAGAAGAUUAAGUUUCACAUAUUUGCUGAGGACCGAUUGACCCCGCAGUUUAGCAAAACGCUGAGCCGGUGGCCUCGCUUCGUCACAGCUAAGUUCCUGUACGACCUCCACCCCAUCACCUUCUCAGUGGGGAGCACCGACGAAUGGAAAAAGCUGUUCAAGCCAUGUGCCGCUCAGAGACUCUUCUUCCCUGGCAUCCUAAAGGACGUAGACUCAUUGCUGUACGUGGACACUGACGUGCUGUUCCUCCGGCCUGUGGAUGACAUCUGGGGUCUGCUCAAGUCCUUCAACGGCACCCAGCUGGCAGCAAUGGGAACGGAGCCCGACUACCUCCUUGGCUGGUACAGGAACAAAGCACGUCAUCCUUUCUACGGCGUCUCAGGACUCAACUCUGGUGUCAUGCUGAUGAAUCUGACACGGAUCCGCCGCACAAUGUUCAAGAACGAUCUGAGUGCCGAUAGUCUGUCCUGGGAGGACAUUCUCCAGCCACUCUAUCAGAAGUACAAAAAGUACAUCCAAUGGGGAGAUCAGGACCUCCUCAACAUUAUCUUCCACUAUAACCCAGAGCGUCUAUUUCUUCUUCCUUGCCAGUGGAAUUACAGGUCAGAUCACUGCUCGAAUGGCAAUUUCUGUCAAGGAGCCGAAGAGGAAGGUGUGUCCAUCCUCCAUGGCAACCGUCAUGUGUUUCAUAGUAGCAUGAAGCCGGCCUUCCGAGUAGUCUAUGAAGCAAUGCGUGAUUUCCCUAUUUGGGACAAGACGGUCCAGUCACUGUUCUGUCACAUGAAGACCAAAUUGUUGAGAACCGCCAAAACCAAGUGUGGUCGGACUCCUCAAGUCUUUCUCAAGCAGAUAGAAAAACGCACAAGGAAGGUGUUGCAGGUGUACAGGAUCCGAUGUAUGAGGCCGCACCACAAGGACAAAAGACUGCUGUAGUGGACUGUGUGUUAUGCCACCCAGCCCCCCCACCCUUGAAUGAACUGGUGGCACGGUUGAAAGGAACAGGCUCUACUGCACUGUGGAACCUCAGCGUACACCACAGUUCCUCCAAGCGCUGUAAGAGACUCUUUGCAAGUCAACGCAAGCGCUUGAUUGCAGUUGUUGCUGCUAAGGGGGGCCCAACCAGUUAAUAGGUUUAAGGGGCAAUCACUUUUUCCCACACAACCAUGUAGGUUUGCAAAUUAACAAAUUAGCAUUAGUAUUAGGAACAACACAACAAACACUUGAGGAACUUUGGCCCCCUCAUCUUUGCAGAAUUGUUGUCAUUCAGCCACAUUGGAGAGGUUUCCUUUUUCAGGUCAUGCCAGAGCAUCUCAAUAGCAUUCAGGUCAGGACUUGUACUAGGCCACUCCAAAGUCUUCAUUUUGUUUUUCUUCAGCCAUUCAAGGGUGGACUUGGAUCAUUGUCCUGCUGCAGAACAGUCCACCUGAAUUGUGUUGUCUUAUUUUAUCUGUAAAAGUAUACAAUCUGCUAUGCGUGCUUGUGCCUGUUUUUUCAGGAGCACUUUAAACAUCAGACCACAUCAAAUAACAAAAUUGAG